Daktulosphaira vitifoliae (grape phylloxera) is the source of this 2046-nucleotide messenger RNA. Its product is annotated as protein lin-32-like. The record is from RefSeq and is a predicted model, not a curated record. Gene Ontology annotation, molecular function: protein dimerization activity. Lineage: Eukaryota; Metazoa; Arthropoda; Insecta; Hemiptera; Phylloxeridae. The coding region runs from base 1379 to 1954 and encodes 191 amino acids. The transcript is spliced from 3 exons.
CUACUCAUUCCACCUAUACAUAAAAAUCUAAUGACCUUCAACUUUUUGGACCAAAUGUAUUUAUCAACCAGCUAUUUUCUUAAUUAGCUUUGUGUAAAGAGAUAACAAAAGGUACUUUUUACAACCAAAAAGGUUUGAAAAAUGCUUCUACUUUCUUUAAUUGACUCAUGUACAACAAACUUCAAGACUCUCAAAAUGCACCAAAAAAAGGUAAGAUUGAGGUUCUACCCCGCCUUUUAAAAAUGCCCAUUGUUUAAUCAAUGUAUUAAUAAUUAUAGUUAAUUCGUUCAUUGUAUUACUUUAGUUCGCGGUCAAAUGUAGAAAAUGUUAGUAUAACGAAAUAUUAUCUAAUGAUUAAACUAUAUAUAGUUGUUAUUCAUAUCAUACAUGUUAUUGCAUAGUCCUACAUACCAAAUUAAUGAACAAAUAUAAAAAAAAGCAAAAUAAGCACGUUAUUGUUCAAAGUUUUAUUAUAUUGAUAAAUUUUUCAAUGUGGCCAAUGCAAUAGUCGUUUAUAACUUCAUUUGCCUGUAGCCCGAGGUUUGUCGAUGAUUUAAAUUACAUAAAUAUACAUAUAAUGAAAGAAUUUUAUUUGUUAUUAUGAUACUUUUACCUUUGAUUAAAACGUCUAAAGGUAAUUUUUACAUUUGAUAAUUCUUUUAAAAUGGCAUGUGUACUAAAUAAUUAAUAACGACAUUUGUUAGAUUUUUUGGUCUGUCUUAAUUUAGAUUCAAACUCAGUUUCUUAGUCAUAUUUCAGCAAUAUCUUUUGUGUUAAUAUUAGGAUUGUUAACUAUGGGGUGUGUAUUUGAAAAGCCUUUAGGGUAUUUUUGCGCAUCUCGCAGUAUCAUACCUUUUUUAAAAUAUACAGGUUAUAUAUAUUCUCAUAAAGAAUACAAUGAUAGGUGUAUCAUUAUUCCUGCAGUUAACAUUUUCAUAAUUAUGAGUUAACAACAAUAUAUUAUGCAGAAUAUCUUUGCCGAAACCAGUGUAGGUAUAUAUCCAUAACAUUUAAUUAAAUAAUAAUAAUACAAUUUUUCACGUACUUAACGAUCUUAAGAAACCGUUAGACCGUUUUUUAAUGAAAUCGUUGUACUUCGAGGGAUGAUGUCAGAGGUGGGGCUAAAAACACAAUAUAAUAACCGUAAUAGAUAGAAGAUCUAAGCGGCUUGUGUUCAGAUACCAUAUGUUAUGUGUGAGCACGCGUGGUCGUCAAUGACCGUUCAGGACUCGUGCCAUCCGGAACAGUUCUACUACGUGUUAAGGGUUGAAGUCAAUUCGUAUACAAUUAUACGAGAGCGUGGAACAACUUACAACAGCCUUUAUAGUUUAUUGUUUUAUGUAUUGUUGAGCUCGCGCCAUGUCAAUGAUCAGUUCCGAUGGAUUUAGUCCAUUCUUCUAACGUACAUUCUGGAUUUGGUAGUGGCCGUUACGGUCUGCUAUUACCCAACGACUCGCCAUCUUACUCAAGUGGUUCAACUGGAUCUCCACGACAUCCUCAUGAUUCAUCUUACUGGAACUGUUGGCAAAAACUAUCUGUUGUUACUGAUCAGCAAUCAUUGUACGUAACACGAUCACAACCACUCAGUAUACUCAACGUUGACCAUUGGAAUAAUCAAUAUCAAGAAUAUUCUACCAAUGUUGUCCAAUCACCACCUUCUAGACCAGCUAGCGCACUUGAAUGGGAUAGCUCUUAUAAUGGAACUUUAAAUGAGUAUAAUCAAAAAAAGCCAAACAGUAAGGAGUCUUCAACUGUAGCUAAAAAGAGACGCUUAGCUGCAAAUGCUAGAGAACGACGUCGAAUGAAUGGAUUGAAUGAAGCUUUUGAUCGUUUACGAGAAGCUAUACCAACAAUGACAGAUGACGACCAUAAACUGUCCAAAUACGAAACAUUGCAAAUGGCACAGAGCUACAUAUCAGCAUUAUGCAACUUAUUGGAUCAUGUUCAUAAAUAAAUAGAAUUAAAAAUUAAAAAGUAUUUAAAUACUAUUGUAAACUUUUGGUAAACUAGGGUUUUUACUAGUCAAAAAAUCAUAAAAAAAGUAAA